CAUUUUGCAAUGCACCUGCACAGCCUUCGUACUUCGUUUCAGUUGUCUAGUCGUUGUCUCGCGUGCGCCGCUUUUGUGACAAUCGGUGACUUACAUCGAAGCAUUUUCGUGAAUUAAAAUAUUUUUGUGUGAAAAAAUCAUAGGUUGUCGGUUGAUUGCCUGCAUCUUUCAUAAUGCAACGAAAGGAUGACUUAAAACGACGAAUAUGGUGUAUUCUGGUGUACUUCGUAGCUCAGAUCACCAGCGCACACCAGGCCCCGCACAUCGUGUUUAUCAUGGUGGAUGACAUGGGGUGGAACGACGUCUCAUAUCACGGGUCGGAUCAAAUAUUAACGCCUAAUAUAGACGCGCUGGCUGCGCGCGGUGUGGUCCUGCAGCAGUAUUACAGCGAGGCGAUAUGCACGCCGGCGCGCACCGCGCUACUCACCGGCAAAUAUCCCAUGAGACUUGGAAUGCACGGCUCGCCUUUGUUCAACUCGGAGGACCGCGGUAUUCCUUUGGGGGAGCGUCUUCUGCCGUGGCAUAUGAAGCGUCUGGGGUAUGCCACGCACCUGGUCGGCAAGUGGCACGUCGGCAUGUCUCGCCGACAGUACCUGCCGACGGCGCGCGGGUACGACACACAUUACGGCAUGCGGGGCGGCUUCAUCGACUACUACACCUACAACAAGAUCGAGACGUGGCCCAACGGUAGAGAGAUGUUCGGUCUGGACUUGUUUGAUAACGACGUACCUCAAGACCAAGAAGAGAGGUAUGUUGUAGAUGCUCUCACUCAACGCGCUGAAAGAAUAAUAUCCAACCACAACGCAUCACGGCCUCUGUUUCUACACCUGGCGCACAACGCGCCUCACGCGGGCAACGCCGGCGGAGCUCUACAACCGCCCCUCAACACCACCAUAAGGAACUCACACAUAGCGUACUCAGAUCGUCGGCUAUAUGCAGAAGUCGUCGCUCACAUGGAUGAAUCCAUCGGAAGAGUUGUAAAGGCACUGGCGGAUAAACGGCUCCUGCAAGACACAAUCAUAGUUUUCGUCUCCGAUAAUGGUGCCCCAACUGUAGGCCAGUUUAACAAUAGAGGCAUCAAUUUACCUUUUAGAGGCAAGAAAGAGACGCCAUGGGAAGGAGCAGUACGCGUGCCGGCCCUAAUUUGGCAUUCAAGUUUGAGACCUAAAGUGUGGAGGGGAAUGAUGCAUAUAACGGAUUGGCUCCCAACUUUGGUGGCGGCUGCUGGUGGAUCUGUAGAUGAUACAAUAGAUGGAUUAAAUCAAUGGGAUUCGAUUGUUACGGACGGUACUUCCAAUCGUAAGGAGGUUCUUAUUGCCGUUGAAGAUAGCGCCAGAAACGUGUACGCGGCGUACCGAGCAGGAGAUUAUAAAAUCAUCGUAGGAAAUGUUACCGGACUAAGCAACGGCUACUACGGAGCAGAAAUGCUGGUAAACAAAGAAUCGCCUCCAGAUUAUUUUCUGUCCAUCAGAUCGUCGGCAGUGGCAAAAAUAUUUGAAACGAAUGGUGUUCCGUUGAACUAUGACGAAGUUAUUAACAUGAGAAUGGCAAGUACAAUAAAACAAUUGGACACAGUAAGAGAUUUGAAUCCAUGUGAACCGACUCAGAGUCGUGGCUGCUUGUACAACGUUGUUCGAGAUCCAUCCGAGAGUCACAACCUAUGGGACAGGGGAACGAAGAUAGCCGCACUUUUGACCAGCAAACUUAGAACUUUUUGGACUGCACAGCAAAGAAGAACACCUCUCGACCUACACGAUCGCGCUGACCCAGCUAAUUUCAACUACAGAUGGAUGCCAUGGUUAAACGAUUCUAUCGUCGGAGUAAAAGAAGAAACAAACAAUAUAGAAUCUAAUAGGAGUUCGAAUAGUAAUAGCACUCUCGACAAAACUGUAGCGCAGGUGGUUGGAUGUGAGGCAGUCAGUGGUUUUAGAAAUUUCUUGUGCCUUCUAAGAAGUGCACUUUGAGACUCAAUGUUAAUAGGUUUUUUUUUAAUUUUAAUUAA
This is a messenger RNA of Aricia agestis (brown argus), 2002 nucleotides long. Its product is annotated as arylsulfatase B-like. The record is from RefSeq and is a predicted model, not a curated record. The coding region runs from base 174 to 1964 and encodes 596 amino acids. Lineage: Eukaryota; Metazoa; Arthropoda; Insecta; Lepidoptera; Lycaenidae. The transcript is spliced from 8 exons.